Molecule: messenger RNA, 721 nt
Organism: Pomacea canaliculata
Lineage: Eukaryota; Metazoa; Mollusca; Gastropoda; Architaenioglossa; Ampullariidae
Exons: 5
Coding region: 312-692 (126 amino acids)
Source: RefSeq, a predicted model, not a curated record
AUUGAUACUGCCAAUCAAUGUGACUUCUAAUGAACAGCUAAUCUCAGCUUAAUUACGAUGGCAAAUUCGACUUUUACUUCGGACAAGUCGUGUCCCUUCUGCUGGCAUGGAUAACCAAUGCAAACGAAUCCUGGACACUGUCCAUCGAGAACUACACGGACCCUUUCAUCUUCCAAGCCGGGAGACCUUCAGAUAUUAACUUCUCACUUGUCAACAUCAGUCAAAACCAAACUGUACAUGUCGGACUAGCAAAGGGUGGGGCCCCGAUUCUUAACCCGUUAUGUUUUGUAACAAUAUCAGCUGAGAAGUGCAUGACCAACAAUGACACUUGUGUUUGUAUCAAACUCGGACAAUCCGGUCAUCACUACAUGCUGAAAAAGACUGUUACUGAAAAUGACAGUGGUCAAUGGUUCUUCUAUUUGUUGGGGACCUUAAAGCCCACGAAGGUGUGGUUCAACAUAACAAUGAGUCAUGAACAUCCUCCAUCAGGGCUGACAACGGAAGGAACAAGCUUCAGUUAUGAUGUAACAGAAUCAACAGAUGAAGCAGAUAAAGAAUUGGACGAGCAGAGCGAUGGACUAAUCCCUUCCUACCUGACCUGCUGUCAGCAUCCCGGAGGAUUGAGGAGCAGCUCACCUGGACGUCCACUUGCUCUGAAUUACAGGUCUGGUCACCCCUCAACACCCAGAUGAAGAUGUCGAGGAAGCAGAAAAGCAGACGA